AUCGCGAGUCGAAAAGCAAUCGUGAAAACGCCGUAGUCCCCUGCUAAACACAAGCUGCCAUCCCCCGUUAAAUAGUACUAGUAGUUCAUGUCUACCUGGUACUAGUGUAUUGCAGUGUGUCGUGACAGUUAACAAAGCAAGGUGAACAGUAGCUUCGUCCUGUAGCUCUCUUGGCAGAACAUCAUUUUAUCACAGACUUUGCUCACAACUGAAGAUUAAAAUGGCGUCCUGCAGCGUAACUGGUUUGAUCGCGUGUCUGGUUGUUCUGGGUUGUCUUGUGAACGACGUCACUCCCUUGCAAUGUACCACAUGUGAAUAUGACGAAGCCUGGGAUUGGUUGGCUGCCUCUUCCGAUUAUGCCUGUGUUACUGACCCGGCGUCGAUGAACACUGAGAGUUGUGAUACGACCUGCUAUACCUGGGGUCUCUACACUGAUGACUUAUCCAAUGCGUACAACUUGAAGAUGAAGCGUGGUUGUGCGUCCGCAGAAGAGAACAGCACCUGGGCUAUGGAUGACUGUGAUACGUACGACGAUGUGAGCGACAGUAACAGCGCUUUCGUGUGCACAUGCAGUGACGAGGACAGCUGUAAUGCCGACGAUUCAGGUUACCACAAAUGUUACAAAUGUGAGACGGGAUUCCUAGAAGAUGACGACGAUUAUAACUGCAGAAGUAACUUGGAAGCACACUACGAACCAACGCCUUGUCUCACUGGACACUCAGGCUGUGGAACCAAGCAACUUUACUACAAUAGUUGGCUCUUUCAAGACGAUACUAAACGAUAUUGUACGGACGACACGACAACUGACAGUUGUACUACCGAUAGCAAUGGUUACGAGACAUGUAUCUACUAUUGUGGUGGGGAUUCGUGUAAUAAUGGUGGCAGUGGCGCCAACAACGUAAUCGUCUCGACGACUUUGAUUUUAGCAUUGGCCCUAGUGGCAAAUUUGAGUCUGCGUUUCUGGUAAAAUCGCGACGAAGCGCCCUCUCUGUUAUCGUUUCAGUCAAUGACCUCACGGUGUGCAUUUUUUAUUUGUGUGCAUUGUUUACAAACAAGCGUAUACCCUUUGCGUUUUUAGCGUGUGUUGUUAUGGUCGCUUGGGACUCAAUUCCCGCGCGUGCGCAGGUGACGACCCUCCCACUUUAACCGAAGACUCUAUGAACUAUGCACACCACAACCUUGGUCUUAUUGUUUUUUCAGUUUAUGUUCUUGGCAAAGGCAAUUGAUAUGUACAUAUUCAAACUUUUGUCUUUGCGGGUACUAUCAAUAAAUGUAAUAAUAGUGGAUUUAUAAUAAAAAUGUAUAAUAUUUUUGUGAUUAACAAA
This is a messenger RNA of Saccoglossus kowalevskii, 1325 nucleotides long. RefSeq lists its product as uncharacterized. The record is from RefSeq and is a predicted model, not a curated record. NCBI's taxonomy places the organism in Eukaryota, Metazoa, Hemichordata, Enteropneusta, Harrimaniidae.